Messenger RNA from Dentiscutata heterogama, 235 nucleotides. NCBI's taxonomy places the organism in Eukaryota, Fungi, Glomeromycota, Glomeromycetes, Diversisporales, Gigasporaceae. The record is from the annotation of a GenBank genome assembly.
AGAAAUAGGUGUUACACCUUCUGAUGUCAAGAGUCAUAUGAGACGUCUACUUGUUACUAAAUUUAGCCAAACUUAUUCUGAUGUGCAUGGAUUUCAAGCUUCAGAUUCAUGGUUUAAUCACUUUUUAAAUUAUUUCAACUUUUCUCUUCACAAACCUACUAAAGUUUCAUCAAAACUUCCUAGAGAUUUGCAAGAAAAACUUUUAGCAUUUUAUGAAAAUAUUAAUCAAUCAUAA